This is a messenger RNA of Rhincodon typus (whale shark), 2755 nucleotides long. It is a transcript of the gene loxl3b, whose product is annotated as lysyl oxidase-like 3b. NCBI's taxonomy places the organism in Eukaryota, Metazoa, Chordata, Chondrichthyes, Orectolobiformes, Rhincodontidae. Bases 168 to 1352 code for a protein of 394 amino acids. Gene Ontology annotation, cellular component: membrane. Gene Ontology annotation, molecular function: protein-lysine 6-oxidase activity; copper ion binding. Gene Ontology annotation, biological process: peptidyl-lysine oxidation. The record is from RefSeq and is a predicted model, not a curated record. The transcript has 9 exons.
CUGUACGACUGAAGGCCGGGGCGCGGAUUGGAGAAGGUCGCGUGGAGAUUCUCAAAGGCACUGAAUGGGGCACCAUCUGUGACGACCGCUGGAACACCUUGUCUGCCAGUGUGGUCUGCCGGGAGCUGGGGUUUGGCAGUGCCAAGGAGGCACUGACUGGGGCUCGGAUGGGUAAAGGAAUGGGGCCGAUUUAUCUGAACGAGGUUCAGUGCACUGGGUUUGAGAAGUCGAUAUGGGAUUGUGCAGCAAAGAAUAUCUCUCAGGACGACUGCCGGCACACUGAAGAUGCAGGUGUUCGUUGCAAUGUCCCCUACAUGGGCUUCGAAACUACGAUCCGCAUCACUGGAGGACGUACCCGUUAUGAGGGUCGGCUGGAGAUAUUGACCACAGCGGCUAAUGGCACUCAGCAGUGGGGCCUGGUCUGCGGAGAAGCCUGGGGCAUGUUGGAAGCCGUGGUGGCGUGUCGGCAGCUGGGCAUUGGAUACGCCAAUCAGGGCGUCCAAGAAACCUGGUACUGGGAUGCUGACACUGGUGCCCAGGAGAUGGUGCUGAGUGGUGUGAAAUGCACGGGAGAUGAAAUGACUUUGAGCCAGUGUCAGAGCCACGGAGUCAACGUGAAGUGCAAGAAGAGUGGCACUCGCUUUGCUGCUGGAGUGAUCUGUUCAGAGACUUCCUCGGACCUGAUCUUGGAUGCGCGCCUUGUCCAGCAGACGGCAUAUAUCGAGGACAGGCCCCUGCACAUGUUGUACUGUGCUGCUGAGGAGGACUGCCUCUCCAGCUCAGCCCGAAAUGCCAACUGGCCAUAUGGGCAUCGCAGGCUGCUCAGAUUCUCCUCAGAAAUCCACAACAUCGGCCGAGCAGACUUCAGACCCAAGGCUGGCCGACACUCCUGGGUCUGGCACGAGUGUCAUGGACACUACCAUAGCAUGGACAUCUUCACACACUAUGACAUCCUGACGCUGAAUGGCAGCAAGGUGGCAGAGGGGCACAAGGCCAGCUUCUGCCUGGAGGACAGCGACUGUGAUGACAAUGUGGCCAAGAGGUAUGAGUGCGCUAACUUUGGAGAACAGGGGAUCACUGUGGGCUGCUGGGAUUCCUAUCGUCAUGACAUUGACUGCCAAUGGAUUGAUAUCACCGAUGUCAAACCUGGAAACUACAUCAUGCAGGUUGUGAUUAACCCGAACUAUGAAGUGUCUGAGAGUGACUUCACCAACAAUGCCAUGAAAUGUAAUUGUAAAUACGACGGCCAUCGAAUUUGGAUGCACAACUGUCACAUCGGCGAUGCUUUCAGUGAAGAAGCUGAGCGGGAAUUUGAGAAAUACCCUGGGCAGUUGAACAAUCUGAUUCCCUAAUCACUGUUCCAGCACCGUCUCACUGGGGAGUCUGCUCUGUUGGUGCUAACCUCCUCCUGGAGUGAACUGGGCAUCUCCCCUCUUCCCAAUAACUAAACUCUCCUGAUCCCUCUAAACAGUGAACAUUGAGCCCUAACAGCCGAGACUGGAUUACUGGAUGUUUCAGUAAACACACGAGUGAAGUGUCUCUAACACACAGUGAGAAACAGCAGGGUCAGGGACACAGACAGCGUUCCACUAGCAGCAUUGUGAGGCUACAUACACCCUGUGGUCUGCAGCAGUUCUGGAAGGGAGCUCAGUACCACCUUCUCCAGGGCAACUGGGGACAGGCGAUAAAUGCUGGCCCAGCCAGCGAUGCCCACAUUCGGGAAUCACAGUCAAUACCCAUUGCAUCAUCAUGUCUGUGUGUAGUGAGGGGAAUCUCACAUACAGGUCCCUGUCCCCUCAGUGUGUGUGUGUCUGUGUCUGUAUGGGGGAGUUACACACAGACCCCUGUCCCCUCACUGUGUCUGUGUCUGUGUCUGUAUGGGGGAGUUACACACAGACCCCUGUCCCCUCACUGUGUGUCUGUAUGGGGCAGUUACACACACAGGCCCCUGUCCCCUCACUGUGUGUCUGUCUGUAUGGGGGAAGUUAAACACACAGGCCCCUGUCCCCCUCAUUGUGUGUCUGUCUGUCUGCAUGGGGGAGUCACACACAGACCCCUGUCCCCUCACUGUGUGUCUGUCUGUAUGGGGGAGUUACACACACAGAGCCCUGUACCCUCACUAUGUGUCUGUCUGUAUGGGGGAGUUACACACAGAGCCCUGUCCCCUCACUGUGUGUCUGUCUGUAUGGGGGAGUCACACACACAGAGCCCUGUCCCCUCAUUGUGUGUCUGUUUGUAUGGGGGAGUCACACACACAGAGCCCUGUCCCCUUAUUGUGUGUCUGUCUGUAUGGGGGAGUCACACACACACAGAGCCCUGUCCCCUCACUGUGUGUAAGGAGUGUUGCAGACCCAUCCCUCACUGUUGUGAAACUCCAGCAGCUGACCUCUUGUAUCCUGUCCAUAGUGUAGGCCGUCAACACCUCAAUGCAGAAACUUGGGCCCAGAUUAAUGUUUCUACUAAUUCCUGUCCGUUCCCAUCGAGUGGGGAGAAUGUGAGCACUGACCAGUACAACCAGUAAUCUUACCCCCUCCCUUAUUGCCGGAGCCUGCAGCAUCGCAGUGAAUGUGACUGUAAUAGCCUGCAGUGUGUAGAAAGAGAGUCUGCUCUCACCAACAAUACAAGACAGAAAAUAUACAAGAUCAAUAGUUAAUUUUAUUAAAGAGUUUAUAUAUAAUUUACAAACCUUCUUCUAACUUCUAUCAGCCCAAACCUGUAAUUAAUAGUUUGAAUAAAAGUUUGCACUUUUUUAAAA